AUGCCGUAUCUAGUCCAACCACCCGCGCGGUCCAUCGACGCCUACAACCCGCUGUUGACCUACACGCUCGCUGACCCCCUCUCCGCUGAGAUGAGCAUACUCGAAGACCUUCAGAAAUGGGGCUGGCAAGUCUCCGUGCAUUUCAAGGACGAAGAACUUUAUAUCGAUGCCGCAAGAGAGACCGAGAAAGCAAUAAAGAAGAUGAGGCGCAGAACGCAGAUGAUAUAUGGCGACGUGGUGGGGGACAGUCCGAGGUUGACUCUUGAGGAAAUGUGGCAAAGGGAGGCGACUAAGAAGGAGGAAGAAAGACAACAUGAUAUCAAGCAGAAGGAAGAAGUCAACGAUGCAGCAAGCAUAAUGUCGCGGAUGACAGAGCAGAGAGCCUGGGUGCGUUGGGCUGACGAGGAAGCUAGGUUGGAGACGGAGAGUCCUAACCCUGCAGGUCAGACAGCCUCAUCAUCCUCUAUGCCUUCUACAACCUCUCCUUCUUCAGAAGCCCCAGUCGGUCUAAUGGGUAUGUCCGGAUACUGGUGUCCGCCCGUUCUUCAAGCCCGGCCGCAAAAGAACCCUCGAUCCCACUCCAUCGCACCAAGCGCUGUGCUUCCAUCACGAGACUCGAAGGAGACUCGGAAGCUCAAGAAAAAAGUUACCCGCCGUGACUCAGAACCCUCGUUGGGAAAGUAUCUGCCACUGGGGUUUGUCAGGCCCCUGUCUUGGGUGAAAGGAAAGCGAAGCGCGAAUGAAGGGGCCAGUGCAGAUGCAACCGCACCGGAUCAGCAACAAACCACCGCUCGAUCAGAGAGCUCCUUUAGCCCUUAUCAACGCACCACCCCCACGCAAUCUGUUCCGAACAUUCACCUGCAAGAGUAUUCCUCUACUUUUCUUCAACCUGAACCACGUAACAUAUCGCCCGCCUUUUCCACUACCUCCAGCCUCAUCUUCCCUGGCCGUGAGAUAACCCCAGAAGCCUACUUCCAGCGCACGAACCGACUCCGGAAGAAUCUACAGCCACGCCAGCUUACACCACCACCAGGACUAGAAAACGAUCCCUACAUGUGGCAAGUGUGGGAUCGUGGCCGUAAAAGGCAGCAAGACAAGACUGAUCGCGUGCUGGGCAAAGACAGCAUGCAUAGAUCAGAUAGUGGCAAUGCUAGUUGGUAUGAUGGGUUCCAGACGAUGAUGAAGGAGGAAGAAGCAAAGGUGACCAAGGAAGAGAAGAAGGCUGAGAAGAAGGCGAGGAAGGUGAAGAAGAAAGAGGAGAAGGAAGAGCGAUUACGCAAGGAGAAUAGGGAGAAAGAAGAGCGGAUACGCAGAGAAAAUGAGGUGGGGGAGGCUUUAAGGAAAAAGGGUGAUUUCGCAGGUGGGUACUUGCCACGGUAUGCAUGA
Messenger RNA from Alternaria hordeiaustralica, 1386 nucleotides. RefSeq lists its product as uncharacterized. NCBI's taxonomy places the organism in Eukaryota, Fungi, Ascomycota, Dothideomycetes, Pleosporales, Pleosporaceae. The record is from RefSeq and is a predicted model, not a curated record. Bases 1 to 1386 code for a protein of 461 amino acids. The transcript is spliced from 2 exons.